Molecule: messenger RNA, 1192 nt
Organism: Capsicum annuum
Lineage: Eukaryota; Viridiplantae; Streptophyta; Magnoliopsida; Solanales; Solanaceae
Product: serine/arginine-rich splicing factor SC35
Exons: 8
Coding region: 189-953 (254 amino acids)
Molecular function (GO): RNA binding
Source: RefSeq, a predicted model, not a curated record
AUUAAUGUCGUUAAAUUUCCCUGGUCCCGGGCCCGAGUAUUUAGUCUCUAAAUAUAAGGGCCAAAAACCGAACCUCGGGCAAUUAGGUAUAAAGAGUAUCAAACAUUACACAUUUUCCUCCUCCUUAUCAUCAUCCAUCAUCAGCAUCCAUACUAAUCAAAAAUCUCAAACCCUAACCACUCACGGCGAUGUCUCACUUCGGUAGAUCUGGUCCACCCGACAUCAAAGACACUUACUCUCUCCUUGUUCUCAAUGUCACUUUCCGUACCACUGCUGAUGACUUGUUUCCUCUGUUCGACAAGUAUGGAAAAGUUGUUGAUGUUUUUAUACCUAGAGACCGAAGGACGGGAGAUUCUAGGGGUUUUGCAUUUGUGCGCUACAAGUAUCAGGAUGAGGCUCAAAAGGCUGUGGAAAAGCUCGAUGGAAGAGUAGUUGAUGGUCGGGAAAUAAUGGUUCGAUUUGCAAAGUACGGCCCAAAUGCUGAGAGAAUUGAAAAAGGUAGAAUUUUGGAGCCUGUAAAUAGGACAAGAGGAAGGUCACGAAGCCGCAGCCCUAGACCAAGGUAUCGAGAUCAUCAUAGGGACAGGGAUUCGAGGAGGAGGAGCCGAAGUAGAAGUAGGGGGAGGUAUGACCGUGAUCAGUACCGUGGAAAAGAGAAAGAUUACCGUCAUCGGAGCAGAAGUCGCAGCCCUGAUUACCACAAAGGUCGUGGGAGAGGUAAAUAUGAUGAGGAAAGGCGCAGCCGUAGUCGGUCUCAUGGAAGUGCCUCCCCUGCUCGCCGUAGCCCCAGUCCUCGAAGGAGCCCUUCUCCGCGUAGAACAACCCCUUCUAGAGAUGCUAGUCCAGAUGGACGUAAUCACAAGGACCGUUCUCCAACUCCAAAGAGUAUCUCACCACGGGGUAGACGUGCUGGUUCUCGCAGCCCAUUGCCGCGUUCUGAUGCUGAUGAUUAAGAGCAAGGGAGGAGGCCGUGGUUGUAAUCUGACUUUGGUCAAUGCUGCGUAUCGGGGCAUUCCCAGUGAAUGAUCCUUUCAUGUGUAUUCUGCUUGCUAGAACUGAUUGGCGAGACUUAUUUAUAAGGUUUAACUUCUUUUGUUGUACUUAAUCCACACCAGAACAUCUUUUGAUGUUACCUCUGCAUUCUGAUAUUAUGGAAUGAUGUUGUGAUAUUAAGAUUUCUACUGUUGGUUUA